AUGACUGACGAUAUAGACGACAUCGAUUGUGAGUGUGCUGGCAUCAGCAAAACCAAGGAGGAUAAAGACAGGAGGAAGAAGAUCAAGAAUUAUCUCUGGUCUACUGAUAAAAGUGACAAAGAAUUAGGUAAAUUUAGCGACAUUAGUGAUGCCAUAAGAAGGGCAAAAAAUACUGCCCUCACCAGGGCCUACUUUCAUCCUAGUACCGCUCCCUUUAAAUCAAUUUUUUCUAUAAAACUUGAAAUAAUGGCAAAAAUUGUUUUUUCAUUUAAAGAUUACGGUACUACUGACAAAGCCAAGCAUGCAGAAAUGCUAGAAAGGUAUAUGCACAAUAAUAAAAAGUAUAAGCCGCCUUCGUGGUUCAUUGAGUUACCUGAAAAAAAAUUUAACAUUUUUAUGAAAAUAUUCGACAUAAUUGAGACGCCUCCGAUUGUUAACAGCAAUGCAAAAGUGUACAAACUCAUCGAAGAAUUGGAUAUUGGCAUAACGAGCGUUGAUCUCGACGACCUCAGAUACAUUCACCAGUGCAAAACUGACUUUAGAAACAUCGAUUUCGACGAGUUUAUUUACAGUUUGGCAUGCCUAGACCUCAUCAAAAAACUUACCUCGAGGCCUGGGAUUUCUGAUCAGAAAUCGGAAAUAACAGAAAUUCAGAGCAUCCUGUACAGCGUACUGGUUUACUUCACGGUAGCCGCCACUUGCGUCUGCCUAAACAUCACCUUAGAUGGAAUCCCUCCGGAAGUUCAACACUUUUUCGAAUGCAAAAUCGUUUGCUUCGAUCGACUCAGCAAGUGUAUCUACGAUAACUUGAAUGAACAAUUCAAAAAGUUGCCAAAUUUUGAAUGCUCACCUUAUUACAAAUCACUCAAGUAUUACAAACAGGCGGCCAACCUCUGCAAACAUGAUAAGUCCGUUCAAAAAAAGUGCAAGCCUAGAAAUAUAAAUUUCAAUCCGUUCAUACACCACAUUAAGAUGAACAAGCUGGACGAACAUUACAUAAGCGAUAUUUUGAUGACUACAAUUCUGGACAUAUAUUCUACGAAUGGAUGCCUCUUAAGUGCUCUGCCUGAUGUCCAGUGGAUCCCAGUUGUUAGGGAUCUUUUCGGACAAGUCGGAAUUUAUGACCCGAUAUGCUGCAGCCCAAGCCGCAGGCAGAGAAUUAUUAAAUUGCUCGACAAGUACAAGAACUUUUCUGUAGCUCUAGCGUUGAAAAAAAAGGAAAGAAUCCUUAGCGAAUUUCAAUCUCACCACCUGAAAAUCCCGGCCGGGAGACCAAAUUUUUCAAAAAUGGAACAAUGCAAAGUCCUUAAAACUGAUUUAUACAACUUUACACCUGUUAAAUUCACUCAGCUUUCUAAGAAGAUAGCGGAGACCCGAAAGAAGCAGCGAGCGAGUAUCAUAGCUUCGAUGGUGACGAGAAACCAAGCCAUAAAAUGCCACCUCAAGUUGGAUAUCUUCCCGUCAAACGUGCUUCCACGGUUCCUCGAAAUCUUCGAUACGUACAACCCGACAAAUCCUAAAGAAUUGUAUUUCGAUUUCUCCAAACCUCAGGGGUACAGACUCAUGAAGAUGCAGCCUUCUUAG
Helobdella robusta is the source of this 1584-nucleotide messenger RNA. RefSeq lists its product as hypothetical. The record is from RefSeq and is a predicted model, not a curated record. Lineage: Eukaryota; Metazoa; Annelida; Clitellata; Rhynchobdellida; Glossiphoniidae. The coding region runs from base 1 to 1584 and encodes 527 amino acids. The transcript is spliced from 11 exons.